AUGCCUUCGCACGCCCUUACCAACAAGGAGGUCAUUCACCUGGAGCACCAGUAUGGCGCCCACAACUAUCAUCCUCUUCCCGUUGUCUUCUCGAAGGCUCAAGGCAUCUGGGUCUGGGAUUGCGAGGGCAACAAAUACAUGGACUUCCUGAGUGCCUAUUCGGCCACCAACCAAGGUCACUCGCACCCCAAGAUUGUCAAGGCCCUUUGUGAUCAGGCCCAGACCUUGUGCCUGAGCUCUCGUGCUUUCUACAAUGACGUUUUUGGUCAGUAUGCCAAGUACAUCACCGAGUAUUUUGGCUAUGAUAAGGUUCUCCCUAUGAACACUGGUGCUGAGGCUGUUGAAACUGCAAUCAAACUCGCUCGCAAGUGGGGUUACAUGAAGAAGAAAAUUCCUGAUGGUGAGGCCGUUGUCUUGUCUUGCACUGAGAACUUCCAUGGACGCACUGUCGGUGUCAUCUCCAUGUCAACUGAUCCCGAUGCUCGUCUUGGAUUCGGCCCUUACCUGCCCAAUGUCGGUCCUGUAUGCCCCAAAACUGGUCGUACCAUUCGCUACAACAACAUUGAGGAUUUAGAAUACAUCUUGGAACACAAUGGCAAGAAUGUUGCUGCUUUUUUGGUUGAGCCCAUUCAAGGAGAGGCUGGAAUCGUGGUUCCUGAUGAUGGAUAUCUCAAGAAGGUAGAGCAGCUCUGCAAGAAGCACAAUGUCCUCUUCAUUGCUGAUGAGAUCCAGACCGGUCUUGCCCGUACUGGCAAGCUUCUUUGCAUCGAUCAUGAUGGCGUCAAGCCUGACAUUGUUUUGCUCGGCAAGGCUUUGUCUGGAGGAGUUUACCCCGUCAGCGCUGUCCUCGCUAACGAUGAGGUCAUGCUCUGCAUUAAGCCUGGUGAACACGGCUCUACCUAUGGUGGAAAUCCUCUUGGAUGCGCUGUCGCCAUGGCUGCUCUUGAGGUUAUAAAGGAAGAGAAUUUGGUCGAGAAGGCCGCUGACUUUGGCGAGAAGUUCCGUGCUGCCAUCUCCAAGAUCCAAUCACCCGCCUUGGCGCUUUGCCGUGGCCGUGGUCUCUUGAACGCUAUUGUUAUCGAUGAGAGCAAGUCCAAUGGCCGCACUGCCUGGCAGUUGUGCCUCUUGCUCAAGAGCAAGGGACUUCUCGCCAAACCCACCCACCGAAACAUCAUCCGCCUUGCGCCUCCUCUCUGCAUCACUGAAGAGGAGCUUAUGGAUGGCGUUCGUAUCAUCGAGGAAUCGCUUAAGGAGCUUAUGACUAUGACUGAUGGGGAGGCCAAGGCACUCGAGGCCGAGGACUCGCACUAA
Molecule: messenger RNA, 1311 nt
Organism: Lobosporangium transversale
Lineage: Eukaryota; Fungi; Mortierellomycota; Mortierellomycetes; Mortierellales; Mortierellaceae
Product: ornithine aminotransferase
Exons: 4
Coding region: 1-1311 (436 amino acids)
Cellular component (GO): cytoplasm
Molecular function (GO): L-ornithine transaminase activity; pyridoxal phosphate binding; identical protein binding
Source: RefSeq, a predicted model, not a curated record